Molecule: messenger RNA, 1165 nt
Organism: Brienomyrus brachyistius
Lineage: Eukaryota; Metazoa; Chordata; Actinopteri; Osteoglossiformes; Mormyridae
Product: lecithin retinol acyltransferase-like
Exons: 2
Coding region: 97-777 (226 amino acids)
Biological process (GO): retinol metabolic process
Molecular function (GO): phosphatidylcholine-retinol O-acyltransferase activity
Source: RefSeq, a predicted model, not a curated record
UUCAGGAAACCCCAUGAUGUAAUCGCGUCCCCUCCGCGCGGAAGCUGGAAUAAAAGCUUUCAAUUAAGUACAACUCGCUUUUAUCUGACUCCCAAAAUGUUAGAUCCGCUGACGUUUGUGCUUGAGAAGGUACUUCUGUUUGCCAGAUUGAGUGUUUUUCAUUGCAUUUCGUCCGGCGAUGACACGCGUACCGCCAACUGCUGCGAAGGAUCUAAGUUCCACAGAGGGGAUCUGCUGGAGGUGCCCCGCACGCUUUUUAUCCACUUUGGCAUCUACCUUGGGGACAACAAAGUUGCGCAUUUAAUGCCCGAUAUUAUGCCACUGAUCACAAACGACAAGAGUCAAGUCCAGAGGACCGUCACAAAUAAGAGAUUACUCUUAGGGGUGCUGGCUAAGAAUGCCACCGUACGGGUUGACACGGUAGAGGACUUUGCUUACGGAUCGCCUGUUUUAUUAAACGCUAUGGACAAUGCGUUAAAGACGCGACCAUUGCCUAACGAAGAGGUUGCGCGACGGGCAGAAAAGCUGGUCGGGGCCAUACCUUACAGUUUGCUGUGGAGCAACUGCGAGCAUUUCGCCACUUACUGCAGAUACGGGUCAGCCUUCAGCUUCCAGACCGAGAAGUUCUGUGAAAGUCUGAAGUCUGUAAUACGGGACCAAAGAAGCAUCUUCCUGUCCGCUCUCGUCGGAGUGAUGUCCAUUAUCUACCUGGGCAUUGCCCCUUCCACAACGUUACCCACAAUCCUCGUGCCGUUCUUCCUUUGGAUGGCAGGCUGAUGGACAGCAGUGACAUGACAGAACUACUUUUGCCAUGAAAAUGUAUACGUGUAACAAAAAGACUGCCUUGAGAGUUUAGUAUAUGCUUAUGCAAGCUUUCUGGAAUGUUUUAUACACAUUUAAACUUACUGUGUAAGUCCAAAUGAUCUGCUGUUACCAAUGUAAAUCUGAAAUAAUCUUUUAUCGGAAAUAAAUUAGGCACUGCCCAUAAGACAUCUGUAUCUUCUCUGUUACACUCCAAGAGUAUUGACAUAGAAAUGAAUUAUUUUUAUACAAUUGUGACAAUUUGUGUUUCACAAUAGAUUUUUGUUGCACAACUGUUACAAUGUGUAAUGUAUCUAUAUGUCUUCUUAAAUUUUAAUCAUCGAAGACUUUGAAUUAAAUAUUU